UUAUUUAAUCUUUGCUGACCGGCAUUUUCCCACAACACCCUGCUUCUGCUUUCACAGAUGAUGAAAAUGGCGGAUAACUCAUCUUCGGUCGAGAUUGUUGAGGGCUGUCGCCUCCCCGUUCUUCGUAAAAACCAAGAACACGAGGACGAAUGGCCAUUGGCUGAAAUUCUAAGUGUGAAGGAAGUCUCCGCGAGAAAGCUUUACUAUGUUCACUAUAUUGACUUCAACAAGCGCCUGGAUGAGUGGGUCACAGGGGACAGGCUGGACAUGAAGAAGCUUCAGUUCCCUAAGAAAGAAGCUAAAACGCCAACCAAGAAUGGUCUUCCAGGCUCCCGUCCCAGUUCUCCAGAGAGAGAAGUGAGGAAGAGUCUAGAUCUCACCCUACCAGCUGCCACAGCUCCCUCAAGAGGCAAAACCCUCCCCACACCGCUAUCGGGUCAUGCUGAACUGCAUGGAAAUCCAGAUAUAAACAACCAUGACACAAAAAAGGAAGAUGAUGAUCCAGUCGUGCAGAUCACAUCUGGAAGUGGUUUAACACACAGUGUAUCCAAAUGUUUGACAGGUGUAUGCACUGGACUUGUCAAGCCACGUUUCAGCUUCAAAUCUGUCAAGAAGAGGAAAGUAGAGACUGUCCCCUUGGCGACUCAGGUAUCCCCAGCCACUCCUGUGCCCUCCCUGCCAAGUUCAGCUGAAGCCUCUCAGGCAUCUGUUUUUCCUGCUGUGAGGGAGACCAACACCUUUAAGUCCCGCGAAGACCAUGACCAGCUCUCCUCACUCACAACGAACGGCACUGCCCGACGACUCAUCCCCUCGCAGCCCGGGAGGAAGAGAAAAGCUAAUUGUGGGGGAGCUGACGAGAUGAUAAAGGUUUUGCAGUAUAACAACCCUCAAAGUGCCAGUGUCUUUCUACCACCACCAGAGGAUUCCCAAGACAGUUCGGAUGGCAUCCCAUCUGCACCCCGCAUGACGGGCAGUCUGGUGUCCGACCGCAGCCAUGACGACAUCGUCACGCGGAUGAAAAACAUAGAGUGUAUAGAGCUAGGGCGUCACAGACUGAAGCCCUGGUACUUCUCACCGUACCCGCAGGAACUCACCACAUUGCCCAUCCUCUACCUCUGUGAAUUCUGUCUCAAGUACCUCAAAAGCCUGAAGUGUCUCCAGAGGCAUUUGACAAAAUGUAAUCUAAGACAUCCUCCAGGCAAUGAGAUCUACCGCAAAGGCACCAUCUCAUUCUUUGAGAUUGACGGCAGGAAAAACAAAACUUAUUCCCAGAACCUGUGUUUACUUGCUAAGUGUUUCCUGGACCACAAAACCUUGUAUUACGACACAGACCCUUUCCUCUUCUAUGUAAUGACGGAGUAUGACUCCAAAGGCUUCCACAUAGUUGGCUACUUCUCUAAGGAAAAAGAGUCGACUGAAGAUUAUAACGUUGCCUGCAUCCUGACCUUGCCUCCCUACCAGCGGAGAGGCUAUGGCAAACUGCUCAUUGAGUUCAGUUAUGAGCUGUCCAAGGUGGAAGGGAAGACAGGCACUCCUGAGAAGCCACUUUCUGACCUUGGUCUUUUGUCUUAUCGCUCCUACUGGUCCCAGACCAUCUUGGAAAUUCUCAUGGACCUUAAACCUGACAAUGGAGAAAGGCCGCAGAUUACCAUCAAUGAGAUCAGUGAGAUCACAAGUGUAAAGAAAGAAGACGUCAUUUCAACGCUUCAGUACCUUAACCUCAUCAACUAUUACAAGGGUCAGUACAUCCUGACUCUUUCAGAGGACAUUGUGGAUGGGCAUGAAAGAGCGAUGCAGAAGAGACACUUGCGCAUUGAUCCAAAAUGCCUUCACUUCACACCUAAGGACUGGAGCAAGAGGGGCAAGUGGUAGGGUCCUGGCCUGGUUCGUUGAAUACCCUCCCAAACCGCCAGAUUUGGGAGGGUAGACUUGAAGCAAAUUUGGAGGGGGACUUGAAGCAAAUGGUGGAUCAUAUAAAGGUUUUUGUCAAGCUGUCUCAUCGAGAACGUCAAAACCUUUUUGAACCCAGGACUCCUCUUCAGAUAAGAAACAAGGAACAUAAAUUGUCACCUGAGAUGCAUAAACUUUUAUUGUGAAUAUUCAUUAUAUAUUGUGCAUUUAAAAAGCUCUCAAACUUGGGGACAAAAGAGAGACUGGUUAACAGUGACUCCGCCAAAACAUGCAACACACCUUCUACUGUGUAAAAGAUCCUGUUUAUGACCAAUGGUGCGUUAAAAGUGGCAUAUGGUAUCUGUUUAAUAGUGUAAAUUAAAGCCUAAGAUGGCAAACAUACAGAUCACCUAAUAAAAACAAGAUGGUGGUUUUAUAGAUAAUAAUUUGAGUUCUACAGUGAAUUGCCUCAUCGUUUGAUGAGUCCACAUUCUGUAAAAACCACAGAGGGGAUAAGGAAGGGGUUUUGUUAGUUGUUUGUUUUUUUUGCUUUGGCCAACACAAACAUAAGUGUGCUUUUGUCUACAUCCUUUGUACCUGCCACACAAAGAGUUAAAAUGUUGUCAUCAAAAUUAUUUAUGUAUCACUUUAGUUUUUCAAACAACUCAUAUAAAAGUUGAUGGAAAAUAUACUUUUAGUGCUCAUUAAGCAAUGGGACAGCUAAUGUCUGAACAGCACUCCAAAUUUUAGUCAUCAGUGGCUACUUUGAAUAAUAAUUUUUGUACAAAAUAUGCAGGCUUCAAACCAUCUCUUCACAUGCCUCUUCCUGGAUACACACGUUUAAUUGUUUAAUACCCACUGAUAAACAGACUGUUUACAUUUAUGAGAUAUGUAUUGUGUGUAAACAGGGAAAAGGUACAAGGAAUCCAAUUUUCACAUCUGUUUUGGGAGUAAGAUACCUUCCCAUUCAAAUUCUCAUUUAAACACGCAGAUAGUCAUUUUCAGUUUAUUGUGAUUCUCCUCGAGUGCCUGAAUUUUAAUGUCUUUCAAUUAACAGGGAGAACAGAAAUGUGCUAAAAGUUCCCUGUAAGAGGCUUCAGGUUGUUUUUAGUGUCAACUAAUUAAUCAAAUAGGCUCACUUGUAAAAAAAUACGUGUAUUCAGUUUGGAUGCAGCCAAAAAAUUCAAAAGUAGACAUCAAUACAGUUAUAAUGUUGCUUAGGAGUCAACAUGGUCAAUUCAGGUUUGUUAUCUUUUACAGUAGUAGCUCUGCUUUUCAUUUCCCUAUAUUUUUAAUAGUUGUUCUUUGUGAUCAUUCAGUUGAAUAUUUCUUCCUUUUUUUCACAUAAUCCCCUUUCAUGAUCAUCUGUACAGUGUGCAAUGAGACAAAUCAAUUCCCCAAGUUAAACAUAUGUUCCCUAUAACUGUACAUACUGAAUCUGAUUGUUUAAAAAAAAUGCUUAGAAGACAAGCCAUGUUGAACUGUUAGAAGAAUGUAAAUUUUGUGUACAGUUGUCUUCAGUUUUUUUUUUCUUUUUUUUUUACUUAAUGUAAACUAACUGGCUGCACAAUAUCGACAGGAAAAGGCAUCAGAGUGAUAUCUUACUUUCAGUUUGUGUUUUAUGUUUACAUGUCAGGAUAUUGAAUUGACCCUGUUGAAAUGAUUUAGUAUAAGUGAAACACAGUUGAGAGUAUGUUUUGAACGUUUGAUAUGAGAAGCUUGUUGAAUUGAUAAAAAAAAAACAUCUUAAAAACCCUAAAA
Molecule: messenger RNA, 3651 nt
Organism: Siniperca chuatsi (mandarin fish)
Lineage: Eukaryota; Metazoa; Chordata; Actinopteri; Centrarchiformes; Sinipercidae
Product: histone acetyltransferase KAT5
Exons: 16
Coding region: 58-1872 (604 amino acids)
Biological process (GO): regulation of DNA-templated transcription
Molecular function (GO): histone acetyltransferase activity
Source: RefSeq, a predicted model, not a curated record